AUGUCUGCAUUCAAAGGCAAAGAGCAUCUUUCUUGGGCAUCAUUUCGACAGAACCUCGGAUUCGCUGAUGAUCUGUACUGUGAGCCAGCAUCACCAACCGCAAUUGGUAUUCCUAUUAAAGAAGAGUUGAUAGUAGUUUCUUGUUCGUUAUGUUCAAGACCUGUUCUCCAUAGUGGAUUUUCUAAACAUUUCGUAACGUGUAAAAAAGCCUCUUUAUCUGGAAAGUCUAAAACUGCAAAGUUUUCUAAUGGUCUAGUAACAAAAAAGAAGAAGCAAAACGGAUCAACCUCUACGUCUGUUGCUGGAUUCACACUAUCGGGAGGUCCUUCUACAUCACUUUCGUCAUCCUCAACGUCUGUUUUUUCAGAAAUAACACCAUGUAGGACAUUGACUUCUUUUGGUUUGGAUAAAUCGCCAUCUGUAACAGUUAUUUCAGAAGGGAUCUCACCUGCAUCUUUAAAGACUCCCAAAGCUGAAUCUUCAAAAGAGUCGACCAAAAAAGUAAAAGGAGGCCCAAUUAAUUUGGAUUUACAGUGUGGAGUAAUGCACGACAAUGGACUUCCUUGUGCUCGAUCUAUUACAUGCAAGAUUCAUUCCGUGUCUUUAAAACGUGCCGUAGCUGGUCGCACUCAUCCAUAUGACUCACUGUAUCAAGAGUAUCAGGCCAAGGCAUUGCUAGCGCGAGGAUUCAAAGAUGCAAAAUCGGCUAUUGCCUCGAAAUCAAUGGCACGAACGACCAUGGAAUCAGUUAUGGGAGCCGAAAAAAUUAAUCAAGAGGAAGAAGUGAAUCGAGUCAUGGCUGCCCUUAAAUCACAUCAGCCCUGUGCACUAGUGGCCACAGCGGCAUCUCAACAACAGCAGACUAUUUCCUCUCUUGGUGUCUGGAUGGCUUACAAAACUCGUAUAACUAUGCAGGAUGCGUUUCGAGACAGAGAAGCUACAGGAGCUGGAUUUCAGGCGUGCUAA
Messenger RNA from Batrachochytrium dendrobatidis JAM81, 966 nucleotides. RefSeq lists its product as uncharacterized. Lineage: Eukaryota; Fungi; Chytridiomycota; Chytridiomycetes; Rhizophydiales. The transcript has 6 exons. Gene Ontology annotation, biological process: RITS complex assembly; regulation of transcription by RNA polymerase II; regulatory ncRNA-mediated heterochromatin formation. Gene Ontology annotation, cellular component: SAGA complex. Bases 1 to 966 code for a protein of 321 amino acids. The record is from RefSeq and is a predicted model, not a curated record.